Messenger RNA from Venturia canescens, 456 nucleotides. RefSeq names its product ubiquinol-cytochrome-c reductase complex assembly factor 2. Bases 79 to 456 code for a protein of 125 amino acids. The transcript has 2 exons. The record is from RefSeq and is a predicted model, not a curated record. Gene Ontology annotation, cellular component: mitochondrial matrix. Lineage: Eukaryota; Metazoa; Arthropoda; Insecta; Hymenoptera; Ichneumonidae. Gene Ontology annotation, biological process: mitochondrial respiratory chain complex III assembly.
UCGCGCCUCGCGGCAUUCGCCUCGUAUUCUUCUGAUGCGAAGCACGAAGCACCGGAGUUGACGGGAGUUAUUCCGACAAUGGCCGGUAGUUAUAAGAAUUUUAUGAAAUUAUUGGAAGCUUGGCCACUUGACAAGUCAAAAGCGGGCAGGGAUCUGGGACAACACAUUCGUGAUAAUUUGAAAGUAGCCUUUGCUAAAGGACCACAUAGCGAAAUAAAUCAAGAACAGUGUGAUCGAUACUAUAACAGUUUAAAGAGAUUAGCAUCAAAUUAUUACGGCCAACAUUACCCACGAACAAACAAAUCUACAGCAAGUGGACUUUCGGCAGAGGAGUGUAAUAUUGCAUUGUCCCCGGAGUUUGAGGAAUAUUUCAAAGAGGAGGAGUUGGGAAUCCUGAAACGAAAUUUUGUAAGGUUGAAGAAAAGGUAUGGCUCUACAGCUAGUGAAAAGAAUUGA